AGUUUCUGCCGUACGCGACGCGCGCACAGCGUCCAACGCGAGCCACGAAACGGCCGUCGCCGAGCGCUUGCCGUCGCCCUGCCUGCCACCUUUCGCAAUUAUUCGAACAGUAUCUGUGCAAGUCGUAUGUACCAAAGUAUAUCGCCCACCAGCUUAGCGACGCCUUCCUUCGCGGAGUGUGUUUCGCUUCUCUUAUCGACUUACCUGCCGGAAGAGGGACAAAGAAACACGUGCCACAUGAGAGAACCGUGCGAGUCUCACUUAAAGACGUCGCCUCGUGACUCGUGGGAAGCCUGAAGCACCGCCGCCCUGCGAUGGAACUCUCAAGGCUACCAGACGUCGCUAUCGAGAUGAAGCCGCAGAUAGUGCCAGCCUCAGUCAACGACGGCCCGUAUGGCGUGGACGCGCCGGUCGCUCCGACGACCAUCGCCUGGAGAAAUCUCACGUACAAAGUUCCAGAUGGGAAAGGUACAAAGCAACUACUCCGCAACGUCAGCGGAAGCCUACACCCCGGAGAGAUGACAGCCGUCAUUGGUCCGUCUGGUGCCGGAAAAACAACGCUGCUCAACGUCCUUGCCGGAUUCCAAACCAGAAGUUUCCAGGCAGACCUCUUCGUCAACGGGCAGCCGUUCAAAGAGAGAAGCUUCCGGAAGCUCAGCAGCUACGUCACCAGUGGCGAGGACCUCCUGCAACACCUGACCGUGCGCGAAACGGUGGACGCCGCGGCCAAGCUCAAACUGCCCCCUCACGUCACCUACAAAGAGAGGAGUACUUUGGUGACGCGAAUCCUCAAGCUGUGGGGUCUGGACACCUGCGAGAACCGGCAGGUCAGGAACCUUUCCACUGGUCAGCGGAAGAGGGUCAUGCUCGCUCAAGAACUCGUGCACAGUCCACCGGUGCUGUUCCUUGACGAACCCACCAGUGGUCUGGACAGUUCCAACGCCCUGCAGUGCAUCCUGACGCUGAAGAAGUUCGCCCUCAAGGGUCACACGGUCACAUGCAGUAUACACCAGCCGAGCUCCAGAAUAUUCCAGCUCUUCGACAGAUUAUACGUCCUGGCGGACGGCUAUUGCUUAUACCACGGCACCGUUCGGGACCUCCUUCCUACCCUGACCGCCAAUGGUCUACAGUGCCCGGCAUUCUACAACCCUGCCGACUUUGUCAUUGAAGUCGCCUCGGGCGAAUACGGUGACGUCAAAGGCGAUCUCGUGCGAUACGCUGAACGGCACAGCCAAGUUUCCCCCACCAGCAAUGGCCUCAAGUCAAUCGCCAAUGAAGGAGGAGAUCUCAACGAACCCCAUGCCGUCACAGCCCCUUUGCUAACGCAGGAGGACUAUCAAGUAGUGACCCCUGCUCCGUGUUGUCUGCAGAUGAACGUUCUCCUCAAGCGCUGCUAUUUGUCGCUCAUCAGAAAUCCGAUGGUGUUCCACUUAAGGUUGACCACAAACCUGCUGGUCGGUGUGUGUAUGGGCCUUCUCUACUACGACAUCGGGGGCCGUGCAGACAGCUUCUUCAACAACGCCACCCUGGUCUUCUUCUGCGCAAUCUUCCUCACCUUUACCGGCAUGAUGCCAGUAGUCCUGAACUAUCCUCUGGAAGCCGCCGUGUUCACGCGGGAACGGAACAACUCGUGGUACACGCUAAAGGCCUACUACCUCUCCAAGACCAUCGUCGAAUUACCUUUCCAGGUCGCCUACCCAACAGUAUUCGUGGCCAUCGUAUACUGGAUGACGUCACAGCCUGCGGAGAUGAGCCGCUUCGUCAUGUUUUCUUUCCUGUCCAUCCUUCUCACCUUAGUCGCCCAUUCCCUGGGCAUGUUCAUCGGUGCCUUCGCAAGCAUGCAGGUGGCGAUAUUUCUGGCACCAGCCGUGGCCAUUCCUAUGCUCCUAUUCAGCGGUUUCGUGGUGACGCUGAAGGCGAUGCCACACUACCUCCACUGGAUAUCCUACGUGUCAUUCGUUCGCUACGCGUACGAAGGGUGCGUCCUCAGCGUGUACGGAUACGACAGGCCUGAACUUGAGUGCGGCGAAGAGAAGGACGGCUCAGUUCCUUGCCUCUUCACGGAACCAUCCGAGUUCGUGAACUUCUUGGGUCUGAACGAAGUUAGUGUGGAAGUGUGUGCCGGUGCGCUUAUCGGGUUUGUGGUGAUCUUCAACGUGGCAACAUACGUCGCACUCAGGAUGAGGGUGAAGAGGACGUUUUUAAAUCGAUAAAAACUUUCAAAAUUUUACCAGAAGAAAUAAGGUGCAAAUGAGACAAACAUGAGGUGUCACGUAGACAAACGCCUAACGAGCGAAAGUUCAACUUCAAGAACUUUUGAAAUGCAUCGGGCGUGAGUGACGUCAAGCAGUACCUCACUGGUCGACUUCGUCAUGCAGCCGAUGUAGGUCCCUAUUGUGGACCUGCAAACACAACAGCAGCCCUUCGUCGAAGAACUUUGCGUUGACCAAAGUGGCGGCGAAAAGCUUGGACAUCAGCUUCCAGCUCCGGAGAUACGAGGUUCACUUCCCAGUGCCGUCCAGCUACCCAACCGUUUCCAAUGGGUACGAGCGGGCUUCAGGGCAGUGCUGUAGUGCCCCGGUGACACGAAGCUCAUGUUUCUUGGAUGUGUCUCAACUUACUGCACGCGACUAGUGGCCCUUGCACGAACCCAAUAUGAGUAUGGGAGAUUUGCUUGUGUGUGUGCCUGCGUGA
Rhipicephalus microplus (southern cattle tick) is the source of this 2694-nucleotide messenger RNA. Its product is annotated as ATP-binding cassette sub-family G member 4. Gene Ontology annotation, biological process: transmembrane transport. Gene Ontology annotation, cellular component: plasma membrane. Gene Ontology annotation, molecular function: ATP hydrolysis activity; ABC-type transporter activity; ATP binding. NCBI's taxonomy places the organism in Eukaryota, Metazoa, Arthropoda, Arachnida, Ixodida, Ixodidae. The record is from RefSeq and is a predicted model, not a curated record.